Molecule: messenger RNA, 3123 nt
Organism: Podarcis raffonei (Aeolian wall lizard)
Lineage: Eukaryota; Metazoa; Chordata; Lepidosauria; Squamata; Lacertidae
Product: SLAIN motif-containing protein-like
Exons: 10
Coding region: 360-2321 (653 amino acids)
Biological process (GO): cytoplasmic microtubule organization; microtubule nucleation; positive regulation of microtubule polymerization
Cellular component (GO): microtubule plus-end
Source: RefSeq, a predicted model, not a curated record
CCCCCCGCCGCCGCCUUCAUUUCCCGUGAAGCGAUGGGCAGCGGAGCCGGGCCUCUCUCGCUCUCUUAUUCUCUGCCUCCUCGCUCCCUUCCUGCAACCUUCGUGGCUCAGUUCGGGUCCCCGGCGCCUCCUCCAUCCCUCCGUCCCUUCCCUCCCACCUACCACAUCUCCCUUGAGCGGACGAUCCCCUCGGAUCCCCCUCCCUUGAGCGGACGAUCCGGUGAGGAGCAGGUAUCGGAGGGUCUUCUCCGCUGAGGAGCAGGGCUUCAUGCAACGCCUCUGUCAGUCUGUAAGAUCAUCUAUCCCGACCAGGGUAUCUUCUAUAGUAUCUUUUUCUAGCAAAUCUCCUCAGGGGUUCCAUGAAGAUGGUUGUCCCUGGGAGUGCCCCUAUAAUUCAGCCAGACCAUAGUCUUGGAACUGAACUCAGCCGGGGCUCAGCAGAGAACUCUGUGAUGGGUCCCGAUACUGAACCAGUGGAUGAUCAAGUGGGCCCUGAGCUAGAAGAGGUGCGGAAAUUGCAAGAACUUGUGAGGAGACUUGAGCUCCAGAAUGAGCAGUUGAGAACUAGAAGCCUUCAAAGUGUGCCAGAGGCAAAACUGCUGAGCCAAGCUGGCGCUAGAGUGGAUAAUUGCAAUUCCAGGCUCAAUGGGAUGGAAAUGAAUAAUAGCAUCAACACUCUGAUGGAUAAACAGGAAUUGCAGAUAGUGGCAGACUUACACUCUGCACUGAGUAAAAUGAGUUCAGAAGCUGAGGAGACUGAUGACAUCUUGCAAAAGGAUGUAGAGGCCACAGAACAGAACAACUGUACCAGUGGUUGUGGGGAACAGCCUCCUAACGCAAAGUUUGUGAGCAAUACAGAAAUGCAGAACAGUGAUGCUAAUACCAAUGACUUGUCUAGUUGGAAUGGUGGCAGCACAGUGCUAGUAGAAGACUUCAUCACAGGUAUUGAGCCAGCACUGAGAAAGAGCGAAGGGGAUGCAGAAGUAGAACACCUCUUUAAUGAGACAACUCUGGAUGAAGUGGAGCUGUUAGAACUUGAGAAUGCUGACGAUGAAGAGGACACCUGGCUGUAUGUGUCUUCAAGAAAAAUACCAGCAGAUGAAAAGGAGUCUCCCCUGAAGUGGUGUAGGCAUGUGUUAGACAAUCCUAGUCCUGAGACGGAGGCAGCCUGCCGUACCCUAAUUAGCAGACUUGACCAAGCCAGUAGGUGGAAAUCCAUGUAUUGCGGUCCACUGGCAUCUUCAAGUGUGCAUAACUUGAAUACAGACACAGGGUCCUGUAGCAAUGCACUAAACAUACCCGGGUACUGCAAAUCAACUAACAAACCGCUACUAACUUGUGGCAGCUCAGGUUAUGUGGGCAUGCAUUCAGCAUUGAGCUCUCAGUCUUCCGUUGACAGUGAACUCAGUACCUCAGAUGACUCUAUCACGAUGGGAUACAAACUGCAAGACUUGACAGAUGUGCUGGUUAUGGCCCGUCUACAGGAAGAAAGUCUUCGCCAGGAUUAUGCCUCCAGCUCAGCCUCUGUUUCCCGUCGUAGUUCCAGUGCUUCUUUGCAUUCAUUGCGCAAAGGCACCUACAGUGACCAAGACUUUGACACAUACAGUCUGGAGGAUGAGGAUGAUGGCUGUUCCUUUUCCUAUCAUAGUAGCCACAGAUACUCACCAUCCCCACUGAACUCACCACGGUGCCAGUCCCCAUCCACAAACACAGACUUUGGCAGGGCAACAGGCACCCGGAUUCACACCUCCCGGAGAGCAGUGCAGAAUUCCAUUCCGGAAAGGCUGAAAUAUUCUGGGAAUGAAGAAGAACUAAGGCACAGCAUGCCUAACCUGGCCAGAACAGGUCGGCGUUCCUUGGAGUCUAUAAAGAACAGUCGCAGCUUGGAGUCAGAUCUGCAGGUUCCCGGUAGUCGACUCUCCAGAAUCAAUCAGCCAUCGGCUGGUCUGCCUCCAAGUAAGCUCCGCUAUUCCUCGGGUGCUGGGAAGCCACCCUUAAUAGUCCGACAGCCAAUGAAAGCAGGUUCUUGUGCCAGUAGUCCCAUAACACCACAGCAGUCCGUUAGAGCUGCUGGUUUUGCCAGUACUGUUGGCAGAGUUCGAAAGCUACAGUCUUCCACACAGCAUCCAAAUUCUGCUGGUGGUGGUAGUUUGGUGGCUAGAAGCAAUAGUAUGGCCACAGGAGCAAAACACGCCCUUCCAAAAAGUAGAACGUCCAUUGGGGGAACAUCCUCCCUGAAGAGCAAGCUGGCACAGCCAGCCAAGAGAUUUCCGAAGGCCAGUGUUUCUGCUGAUGACUCUUGGAAAGAAGGGUGCUUCUGAGCCAAUGUGAAGUUACAGUGGUACCUCAGGUUACAUACGUUUCAGGUUACAGACACCGCUAACCCAGAAAUAGUACCUCGGGUUAAGAACUUUGCUUCAGGAUGAGAACAGAAAUUGUGCUGUGGUGGCAGCGGGAGGCCCCAUUAGCUAAAGUGGUACCUCAGGUUAAGAACAGUUUCAGGUUAAGAACAGACCUCCAGAAUGAAUUAAUUUCUUAACCCGAGGUACGACUAUACUGCUAAACAGUGACUGGUUGGUUUGGGAAAUACUGCAGUUGGACCAAGAGCCCAGCUGGCUGGGCAGGAGGAGGUUCUUAAAAGUCUACUCAUCUUUAGCAUCAGUGCACCUGAGCAACAGGGAUAUUUUUCUGAAUUCAUGCCACCUCUUUGCCUUUGUUUUAUUUCAGUGGUAGAAAUUGACUGCCUUUAUUUUGCUUUAGCUGUUAUAUUCUUAUUGCUUUGUACUUGGGAAUAUAGAAAGCUUCCUGAUUACACUUGAACAUUUGUUUGAACAUUCCCCCCCAAGGGGGGGGAGACGAGCACAGGAUAGUGCCCCUAUGGCUAUAAAAGCAUUUGAUUUUUUGGGGGGGUGGGGGUUUCCCUCCCAAAAAGCAUCUAGAGAAGUAGAAAUAAUUACAAAUUACAGUGUCAUAUGGGGUAUCUUAACUUUUCUAGGAACUUUUCAGAGGUUUUCUAAUUAUCCCAAGUAUGGGUAUCUCAGUUACUUUGAUUAUAGUAGUGGUUGAAGCUGGUUUUUGAUCAUUGAUAGUACACACUCCCAAAUAAAUAUAUCAAAACACCAA